Molecule: messenger RNA, 5865 nt
Organism: Alligator mississippiensis (American alligator)
Lineage: Eukaryota; Metazoa; Chordata; Crocodylia; Alligatoridae
Product: arg8-vasotocin receptor-like
Exons: 2
Coding region: 185-1300 (371 amino acids)
Biological process (GO): positive regulation of vasoconstriction; regulation of systemic arterial blood pressure by vasopressin; G protein-coupled receptor signaling pathway
Cellular component (GO): membrane
Molecular function (GO): vasopressin receptor activity; peptide binding
Source: RefSeq, a predicted model, not a curated record
CUGUAGCAAGGGGGAGAAUUCUAUCAAGAUGCAGGUCCACUGCACAAGGUUCAUUCAUGCAUGAAGAGAUUUGUUUCAAGACACACAGAAAACUGAACCAGUGCUGAUAUAUUUACUAGCCAGUCCUUCCCAGCAGUCAACCUGAGUUGCCAGUAGCAGCUACUGAAAGUAGCUUUUGUGCACUAUGAAGAAUUUUUCGUUUUCUAUGCAAGAUAAUACAUAUCAGACUGAAAGUCCUUUUCCUCGCCGAUUCCUGAGCAUGACAAAUAAGUCAGAUCCAGUUGGAAGACCAGAAAGAGACGAGCAAUUAGCUCAGGUAGAGAUUGCGGUGUUGGGAGUAAUAUUUAUAACAGCAUCUGUGGGCAAUUUUAUUCUCAUUUUGGUACUGUGGAGAAGAAGAAAGAAGUUGUCUAGGAUGUAUGUUUUCAUGCUUCACCUGAGCAUAGCGGAUUUAGUGGUAGCAUUUUUUCAAGUCCUUCCCCAAUUAAUUUGGGAUAUCACAGAUGUUUUCAUAGGGCCAGAUGUCUUGUGCAGAACUAUCAAAUAUUUGCAGCUUGUGGGCAUGUUUGCUUCCACUUAUAUGAUAGUGGUCAUGACAGUGGACAGAUACCAAGCAGUAUGCUACCCUAUGGUCACUUUCCAAAAGAAAAGAGCUCUUUGGAAUGCUCCCAUUUGCACCAGCUGGUCUGUAUCACUGCUCUUUAGCCUUCCACAGGUAUUUAUCUUUUCUAAGACUGAAAUAUCUCCAGGCAUAUUUGAAUGUUGGGGCGAAUUCAUCCAACCCUGGGGCUCAAGGGCAUAUGUAACUUGGAUUUUUGUGGCUAUUUUCUUCAUUCCCACAGCUAUCCUUAUCAUAUGUCAGGUUAAAAUCUGCAAAAUAAUCCAUAAGAAUAUACAUGUGAAAAAACAGAAUGAGUUUGAAAUAACAAAUCAGAAGCAAACCCUGUCAUCUCGAACCAGCAGUAUUAACUGUAUUUCAAAGGCUAUGAUCAAGACUGUAAAAAUAACAGUGGUGACAGUGGUUGCAUAUGUUCUGUGUUGGGCACCUUUCUUCAUUGCACAGUUGUGGUCAGUGUGGUUCCCAAGUGGUGUUACUGAAGGUCCGGUAUUUACCAUUAUCAUGCUCCUUGGGAAUUUAAAUAGCUGUGCCAAUCCAUGGAUUUACAUGUAUUUUUGUGGCCACAUUCCAUAUUGUGCAAAUAAGCAGCUGGAAAACAUCUCAGCUCAAGAAGAAUCUGUGAUCACAGGAAUCAUUAAUCUGGGAGACAAGGAGCCUGAAGAAAACAUUACUUCUGCAUAAAUAGCCACUGCUUUUUGUCUUCCUGGUACAUUUGCUGCAUUCAAAUCUUUUGUCAAAAUCUUAUCACUGUACUUUGUCUUCUGGGUAAUAGAAUAAGCUGAAAAAUUGUAAAUGUCCUUCACUAUACAGAUAUAUUUUCUUAAAUGCUGUAACAUACUUACCCCUACAAAAAGUUCCAGUUUUGUGGAAGUCAGACUGAACAGUUAUAUUGAAGUGAAUACACAUAACUGUCAAUAAUAUGUAGACAUCUUUAUAUGAUUCAUUUAUUUUUCUCACAUGAAUUGCUUUCCAUUCUCUAGGCUCUAGGCUGCUAGCUAGUACAUUUUUACAGUCGUGAUAUCAUUUGAAAGAAAUCAUAUAAUUAGGUUUGAAGGUGAGGGACUUAAAAUGAAGCAUGACUAGUUUAGAAUUCUAAUGACAUUAGGGAAAUAUUUGACAAAUCUUGAGGAGCAAACAAAAUUAGUGAAAUUUUUUGCCAGCUGUGACUUAUACCAAGUCUAAUUAAACACUUUGCAACAUGUAGAGAUUCUGAGCAGUUUCAUAUCAUGCUUUCUCAGUGCAAUGCUCUUGCCACAUUGGACACUUAUUCAUAUAUCAUCUUAGGUCACAAGAGCUCAUUAUGGUCAUGUUCCAGUAUAAAAAGAGUUGUUAUACCUAUUUCCAUAGAUUGGAUCCAUUCAUGAAGAGCACAAACACAUGUUUACUACAACUGUACUCUGGCCAUAUUGCAUAAAUUACACAAUAUGUGAAUUUUAGCCACAUGGAAAUUUUACAUCAUUUUUUGGCAGAAUACAUUCAUACUUGUAUGGCCAUUUAGCACUCAUCUGCCUUUACUGAAAAUGUAUCCUGGAUGAGGAGCUUGAUAAAGCAUUCCUAAACCAUUUAGCACUCUGUGGGUCCUGCAGUUUAAGCUUCUUGUACUUGCAUGAUAGAAAUAAGACUGCAGUAUCUUUGCCUGUAACUGCUGAUUGUUUGCUGCUAUACUUAUACUAAUAGGUAUUCUUUCUCCUUUGGCUGUUACCAGUCUAUUCAAAAGAACAUAGAAUGACUUAUUAGUGGAUCUGUCACAGAACAAGAUGGAAGUACACUGGCAGAGACCCUUUGGGGAUGAAUAUUUGCACAUCAUUGGUCUGGAUUAGGUUGAGCCCUAGUCAGUGUUACCAAUUCUUUAUUUUUAUAAAUUUUGACAUUCUCAAAUUCUUUAAAAAGGUUGAAAAAGUAGACUUUACUUUUGCUUUUCUACUAUAAUAGGAUGUACUGGAAGAAAUACUAUUAUGAUAUACACAUAUUUUAAAAGCUACUAGGUAUUUUAAGAGCCAAAAGUACUAGUAUUACAUUUUGCCUGAAUUCUGAGAAGUGCUUAUUUACACUGAGUGGGUUUUUAUUUUGUGUUAAUAUUAGCUAGUGUGAUUACAUUUUCCAUUAUUGACUAGUCUCCAGUAACUAUAAUGACUUAUUGCUUACCAUUAGCAGAGCUUAUAUUUUGGGGAUGCUGAUCCAGGAUUAAUCAUCUCUGAUGAAGGGAUGUCUUCUGUUUGGGGAAAAAUAGCUUGAACCAUGGACAGCUGUGGAGAAUGUGAUUGGGGAACUGAAAAGAGUAGCUAGAGUCAAAAUUCAUCACAUUACAGGCUAGUAACAAAUAAACAGAUGGAUACAAAAACAGAUAGCAGAUAUGAAAAGUGUUUAAUAGUUCCAAAUUCCUGCCCAUUUUUAGUUUGAAACUCAAAUUCGGUUAUUAAACCAAAAUAUGACAGAUUUUGCAUUAUUAUUUAGGAAUUAAAAUGGUUAUAUAUGAUUGAUUUCUAGGUUAGCAUUAGGUAGCAUUGAAUUCCAUGACUGAAGAGAUUUUGGCCCACAUAUUUAAGAUAUUUAUUCAUUUACUCAUGCCUGUGAAAGCAAAUUUGGUGUUUUGAAAGUCUAGCCUGGUAUUCUUUUUUUAUUCCUGAAUUCACCAAUUUUAAUGUAAACAAUAUUAUGUACACCUUGCAAGAUAGCUUAGAAGUGAAUUACUUGCCAGAUAGUAAAGGGACAGUGUUUUUAUGUGUCCCUCAGUGAGUUAAUAGAUAUUUAACUUGAAAUGAUUUAAUGCUUAGUGGCUCCAGAUUUUGACUUAUCCAAGAAAAAAAUCUGCACUUCAUCACAGAGAAGUACAAGCUUUCUGGCAAGCAAAGUCAUAAAAUGGACAUACUCAUAUUCAUGCAUCCAGUCCAUAUUCUAGUUUGGUGAAGGUGAUUCAUGAUCUUGAUCGUCAGAUGAGAAAACUGAUGUAGCCUCAGCUUCUGAGCUGGCAUGUGUUCAGCAACAACAACAAAGAAAAUGAACUAUCUGUUCAUAAAAAAGUAUGCUAGCAAACAAAAGCACAAGUAUCCUGUUUUUCUUUUAAAUAAAGGCAUGACUGCAGUUGUGACGCAUUUGCUGCAGAAGAGGACAUGGAAAGCUCCACUGUGGUAUUUUGGCUCUUAUUUUUUCUAUUUGCAUAGACAGUAGUUUAACUGAAUAAUUUCAGGCAAAAAAAACCCUAUCGCAUUUACUCAAAUAGAAGAUGACUCCAAUUAUAAGAUGCCCGCCCCUCAAUAAUUAGAUUCUAUACUUGGAAGAUUAUAACAGAUUUAUAUUUUUUUCAUAUAUGGAAUCUAAUUAUUGAAGGUUUCCCUUGAAUUUAUCCCUUUCCCAUUGCUACAGCAGAGAAAAUAAAUAUGGGGAAGUCUUCAUAUAUACUAUUAUAUGAUUUAAUACAAGUAUGAAAGAUUUAUUUAAAUAUGUUGAGUGACUAUAAAAAAAAUCACAAUAUGAUAGAAUAGUGUUAUUUUUCCCUCCUUUCUUUGAGUUUGUGUUUUUAGCAUUAUAUACUUCUGUACUGUUGUUACUUAAAUGUUGAGUUAUUGAUAUUGAGGACUGGAAAGUCAGAAUUUAAACACCUCUGAGAAACACAUUCCUGCUCUUGACACUGACUGAAGGUAACCUGAAAUAUCUGGGAGAUUUAAUGAUAAAGAUGUCAUUCUUAAUACAUAGGCUCGAAGAUUUAUCUAGAUGUUUCAUACUGUGACUGGAAUAAAACUGUGAAGCUGACUUCAGUUGGAUAUUCAGAGGCACAAACCCAGGGGUGGAUCCAAAGGGAGUGCAGUGGUACAGGUGCCUUUUGGACUGGAGCACAUCACAGGAGCCUCUGGGGACUUCUUUAAAGUCCCCAAAACAGGUGAGAAUCCCCCCUGCCUUUCCCUCAGUGUUCAGAGGCACAUCCCCUCUUCUCCCCUUCCCCUACAUCCCCUGCCUGCUGCUGCUUUCCCCUCUGUCCUGGGGGUGGUGGAAGCUUCAGAGCCACUCCUGCUCUUUCCAGCUGGGCUGUGUGGGGACUGGGCUUAGCUAGGGCAUUGACAGUGGCAGCAGCAGCAGUCUCCUGGGGGGACUGAGCAGUAUGAGGGAACCCAGUCUCUGCCCAUUGCUGCUGCUACUGUUGUUCCAGCCGAACCUAGGCCCUGUGCAGCCUGGCUGUAGUGGACAAGAGUAGCUCUGAAGCUUUCUCCACCCCCAAGCAGGGAAAGCAGCAACAGUGGGAGGGGGAAGAGAGGGGUGAGAAUGUGCCUCUGAGCACAGAGGGAAAGAGAGGGGGGAAUUUUCACCGGCUUUGGGAACUUUAAAAUGUCCCUGGACACCCCUGCAGCGUGGUCUGCCCACAACAGUAGGAGGAGGAGGAGGCUGGGAGAGGGGGAACGUAGCCACCUCCCCAGCCUCCUUUGCCAAAUCCUGAAUCUGCCCCUACGGGGAACACCGGAGGGGCACCCUGCUGUUGCUGUCCCCUGCUGAGCCCAGCUCUGGAGCUCUCCUGUUUGCCCAGAUCAGCCAGGGACAGCAUCAGUAGUGGGCAGGGGAAGGGAUCAAUGGAAGUGGAAGAUAUGUGUUGCUGAGCACAGAGGGGAAGGAAGGGGAUACUAAGAACGGGGCAAUAUGAUUCUUACCUGUUUUGAGGACUUGUGAAAAAGUUCCUGUCUGCUGCUCCCACAGCAUGGUCCAAAGAGGUGGUAUAUCCCUGCCACUGCACCCCUUGUGGAUUUGCUGUGUGCAUGCAUGUGCAUGUGUGUGUGCGUGCUUGCAUGCAUGUGUAUCUUUUAAAAGCAUAAUACUUGGUUUGGGUAAAUGAUGUUUGGUGCCCCUUGUAGCUGAAAAUCCAGCACCAAAACACAGUGCAAAAAAAAUUGCUAUCCACUCAUGACACCCCAAUAUCAUUCCCACUGACAUCACCCAUGUUUAAAGUUGCCUCUUGCAAAUGUAAAUAGUUACAACACUUGCUGUAUCACUUGAAAAUGCAUAUCUUUUACAUGCUUUAUUGUCUUUGAGGACACUACUUCUCCAGAGAAUUUCUGCUUGGACUGUUUUAAACCAUUGUUUUCAAAUAUCUAAAUGCAUAACAAAUACACAAAUCAGAUAAACAGGAAAGAAUCAGAACCAUUGUUACAGGCCAAAAGGAUAAUGGUGUUUUCAUUUGCUUUGCCAGUUUUCAUGUUUUCUGUGUAAGUGACUGGCAUAUUCACAGGUACUCUUCAUAAUAAACAAAUACACUUAAGGAA